AUGCCGCAGCUGCCGGGGGCCGGGGGCGGCGGGGGGGACCCGGAGCUCUGCGCCACCGACGAGAUGAUCCCCUUCAAGGACGAGGGGGACCCCCAGAAGGAGAAGAUCUUCGCCGAGAUCAGCCACCCCGAGGAGGAGGGCGACCUGGCCGACAUCAAGUCCUCCCUCGUCAACGAGUCCGAGAUCGCCCCCGGCGCCAACGGGCACGAGGUUUCCAGGCAGACUCAAGCGCAGGAUUCCUACCAUGAUAAAGGCAGAGAGCACCCCGAGGAAGGAAAGCAUCCAGACAGUGGCUUAUACAGCAAGGGACCAUCAUACUCUGGUUAUUCUGGGUAUAUCAUGAUGCCAAAUAUGAAUAACGACCCGUACAUGCCUAAUGGAUCUCUGUCGCCACCCAUCCCCAGAACAUCAAACAAGGUGCCAGUGGUACAGCCUUCUCAUGCGGUUCACCCCCUCACCCCUCUUAUCACCUACAGCGAUGAGCACUUUUCCCCGGGGUCGCACCCGUCUCACAUCCCCUCUGACGUCAGCUCCAAACAAGGCAUGUCCAGGCAUCCUCCAGCUCCUGAUCUCCCUACCUUCUAUCCCUUGUCUCCAGGGGGGGUUGGACAGAUUACACCACCUCUUGGCUGGCAAGGUCAGCCUGUAUAUCCCAUCUCGAGUGGAUUCAGGCAGCCCUAUCCAUCCUCACUCUCAGUCGACCCUUCCAUGUCCAGGUUUUCACAUCACAUGAUUCCUGGUCCUCCAGGCCCUCACACAACUGGAAUCCCUCACCCAGCUAUUGUAACACCUCAAGUAAAACAAGAACAUCCACACAACGACAGUGAGCUAAUACAUGUGAAGCCUCAGCACGAACAGAGAAAAGAACAAGAGCCAAAAAGACCUCAUAUUAAGAAACCUCUGAAUGCUUUCAUGUUGUACAUGAAAGAAAUGAGAGCGAACGUUGUAGCAGAGUGUACUCUGAAAGAAAGCGCAGCUAUCAACCAGAUUCUUGGCAGAAGGUGGCAUGCUCUCUCCCGUGAAGAACAAGCGAAAUAUUAUGAACUAGCUCGUAAAGAAAGGCAGCUACACAUGCAGCUAUAUCCAGGCUGGUCUGCAAGAGACAACUAUGGGAAGAAAAAGAAGAGGAAGAGAGAAAAGUUGCAGGAAUCAGCAUCAGGUACAGGCCCCAGAAUGACAGCUGCCUACAUCUGA
Molecule: messenger RNA, 1194 nt
Organism: Gavia stellata (red-throated loon)
Lineage: Eukaryota; Metazoa; Chordata; Aves; Gaviiformes; Gaviidae
Gene: LEF1
Product: lymphoid enhancer binding factor 1
Exons: 11
Coding region: 1-1194 (397 amino acids)
Biological process (GO): regulation of transcription by RNA polymerase II; canonical Wnt signaling pathway
Cellular component (GO): beta-catenin-TCF complex
Molecular function (GO): RNA polymerase II cis-regulatory region sequence-specific DNA binding; DNA-binding transcription factor activity, RNA polymerase II-specific
Source: RefSeq, a predicted model, not a curated record